This is a messenger RNA of Schistocerca americana (American grasshopper), 1122 nucleotides long. It is a transcript of the gene Rrp42, whose product is annotated as exosome complex component RRP42. The coding region runs from base 164 to 1048 and encodes 294 amino acids. The transcript has a single exon. Lineage: Eukaryota; Metazoa; Arthropoda; Insecta; Orthoptera; Acrididae. The record is from RefSeq and is a predicted model, not a curated record. Gene Ontology annotation, cellular component: cytoplasmic exosome (RNase complex); nuclear exosome (RNase complex). Gene Ontology annotation, biological process: U4 snRNA 3'-end processing; U1 snRNA 3'-end processing; nuclear polyadenylation-dependent rRNA catabolic process.
GCAGCGGUAACAUCUUUGAUUAUACGUGUAUAUGUUUUGUUUGUAUGUAAUGUUCGCGGGGAAGUAUUUAAACUUGUGGUGGAUGUUCGUGUAGUUAUUGGUGUAUCAUCGUGGUAUUUAGGUUUUGCAAAAAGAUUCAAAGCCUGUUCAAAGCCUCAUCCAUAUGGCGGAAGUACUCCUGAGUACAGCAGAAAAGACUUACAUUUUGCACGGUGUUGACGAGGAUUUUAGAACGGACGGGAGGAACAGACGAACUUACAGACCCAUCGAAUUAGAAACAGAAGUGGUAAUUCAUGCAAAUGGUUCGGCUCGCUUGCGCUUAGCAAACACCGAUAUUUUAGUGGGCGUAAAAACAGAAAUUGACACUCCUUUCCCCGAAAGACCAAACGAGGGAAAGAUAGAAUUUUUCGUUGACUGCUCUGCAAAUGCGACGCCAGCAUUCGAAGGCAGAGGAGGUGAAGACCUAGCCACAGAAAUUAGUGCAAGUUUGGCAAGAGCGUACAUGUCCUCACAAGUUUUCAACCUAUCGCCUUUGAUAAUUACACCUGGUGUUCAUUGCUGGAAGCUAUAUGUUGACAUUCUUAUCUUAGAAUGUGGAGGUAACCUUUUUGAUGCAGUCUCAUUGGCAGUUAAAGCAGCCUUGCACAAUACCAGAGUGCCAAAAGUCGAAAAUGAAGGAAAGGAUGGUGACGAGGAAAUGCUUGUGUUAUCGCAGAAUUAUAACGACUGUACUCAUUUGGAUGUUUCAAAUACUCCUGUUCUAAUUACACUUUGUAAAAUUGGCGAUAACUGCGUAGUUGAUCCGACAGCCGAAGAAGAAGCGUGUAGCGUUGCAAGUGUGGUCAUAGCAGUAACUGAAUCCGGGUUAGUUACCUCAGUUUUCAAGACUGGAGAAGGAAGCCUGAGCCCCCAAACUUUUCGGGAUGCUCUAAUUGAAGGCAGAGACAUAGGCUACAAUCUUAACAAGACACUGAAGAAUGCAUUACUUAGAGAAGCAGAAAAGGGAAAUGAAGGAGGAGUGUAUGAACCAUACGGAUUUUUAAAAUAGCGGAUAUAUGGAGCCAUAGAGUUGUUUUGUGUCAUUUAAUUCCGUUGUACAUAAAAAUAAAAUAUUUAAUGACA